Messenger RNA from Penicillium pulvis, 1107 nucleotides. RefSeq lists its product as uncharacterized. Bases 1 to 1107 code for a protein of 368 amino acids. Gene Ontology annotation, biological process: protein N-linked glycosylation. Gene Ontology annotation, molecular function: alpha-1,6-mannosyltransferase activity. Lineage: Eukaryota; Fungi; Ascomycota; Eurotiomycetes; Eurotiales; Aspergillaceae. Gene Ontology annotation, cellular component: mannan polymerase complex. The transcript is spliced from 2 exons. The record is from RefSeq and is a predicted model, not a curated record.
AUGCAGACCGAGAAAGAACCCCGAUAUCUACAUCGUUCCGGAUUCCGCACAAAUCCUGAUGUCAAAUAUGAACAACGGAUAUCGGAUGCCUUGCAAGACAUUGAGAAGCACGAACGGGCACUACACGGUGGUGAUGAAUCGUGGGAUAUGAUAUGGCAGAUGCUUCUGCAAGAUGCUCCGACGCCUGAGAAUCGCGGUCCAUAUUCACUGCAGAUGGAGGAAAAGAAUCCCGAAUGGUCAUACAAGCUCAUCACCGGCGAAUUGGCUGAAGAGCUUGUCACAAUUACCUUUUCCUCCGUGCCCGGUCUUGCCAGUCUUUACCAUUCCUAUCCGCAUUUCGUCCAGCGGAGUGAUUUACUACGGUACCUUGUGCUGUGGUACUCUGGUGGCUACUAUGCAGACAUGGAUGUGGUUCCAGCCCGCAAGAUCAAAGACUGCCCGGCGACAAAAGAUUUGGUAUUCAACGAGAGCGCUGAUGUUUCCCUCGUCCUUGGGAUCGAGAUCGACGAACCCUUUGCCACCUCUGAGGAAAUGCACUUCUGGCACUGGGCGCGUCCCUACGGAUUCCUCCAAUACACAAUCUACGCACCGCGACGUUUUAGUCCGUUGUUGCGAGAAGUGAUUGUUCGAGUCAUAUCGCACACCAAGCGCCACUUGGACGAGAGUAAUUUCUUUAUAGGUCCGCGUUACAACGAAUUAACGACGCUUGAAAUAACUGGUCCGGGGGUUUUCACCGACGCCAUACUGGAUGUAUUGACAGAUAGUUUACCUGCUUCACAUCCACUGAUUACGAGAUCAAUUGAGGCCGAUGCUGCCCUUGGGGAAUUGGGUCCCCGGGUUUCAGAGGCCCCGUCGCAGCGUGUGACAUGGGCCCCUUUUCAUCGUCUACAAGAGACAUUAUGUGUCAAUGGAUCUGAAGCCAAAGAGGGAAAAGAAUUCGGGGGAUUGUGUGUUUUGCCCAUUAAUGCUUGGGCAAAUGGACAAAGGCAUAGUAAAGCGGAAGGGAUGAACAGUCCCCAUGCUUGUGUCAAUCAUCGAUUUGGGGGCACUUGGAAGCCCUGGAAACACAGCUGGAAGAGCCAGCUAUUCAAUAGCAUCCUGUCAUGA